Molecule: messenger RNA, 1671 nt
Organism: Columba livia (rock pigeon)
Lineage: Eukaryota; Metazoa; Chordata; Aves; Columbiformes; Columbidae
Gene: SF3B4
Product: splicing factor 3b subunit 4
Exons: 6
Coding region: 119-1375 (418 amino acids)
Biological process (GO): positive regulation of mRNA splicing, via spliceosome
Cellular component (GO): nucleolus; U2 snRNP; U12-type spliceosomal complex
Molecular function (GO): RNA binding
Source: RefSeq, a predicted model, not a curated record
ACUUCCGGGGUUGACGGCAUCACGCCGACGCGAGGGGGUGGGGUUUGCGUCUGACGUCACGACGCUCGGCGUUGUGUGACGGCGGCGCCGCGCGCGCGGGAGCGGGCGGUGGGAGAAGAUGGCGGCGGGGCCGAUAUCCGAGAGGAACCAGGACGCCACCGUGUACGUGGGGGGGCUGGACGAGAAGGUCAGCGAGCCGCUGCUCUGGGAGCUGUUUCUGCAGGCGGGACCCGUGGUCAACACCCACAUGCCCAAGGAUCGGGUCACCGGCCAGCACCAAGGUUACGGGUUUGUGGAGUUCCUCAGCGAGGAGGACGCGGAUUACGCCAUCAAGAUCAUGAACAUGAUCAAGCUGUACGGGAAGCCCAUCCGCGUGAACAAAGCCUCGGCCCACAACAAAAACCUGGACGUGGGCGCCAACAUCUUCAUCGGCAACCUGGACCCCGAGAUCGACGAGAAGCUGCUGUACGACACCUUCAGCGCCUUCGGCGUCAUCCUCCAGACGCCCAAGAUCAUGCGAGACCCCGACACGGGCAACUCCAAGGGCUACGCCUUCAUCAACUUCGCCAGUUUCGACGCCUCGGACGCCGCCAUCGAGGCGAUGAACGGACAGUACCUCUGCAACCGCCCCAUCACCGUGUCCUACGCCUUCAAGAAGGAUUCCAAGGGCGAGCGGCACGGCUCGGCGGCCGAGCGGCUCCUGGCGGCGCAGAACCCGCUCUCGCAGGCCGACCGGCCCCACCAGCUCUUUGCCGACGCUCCUCCGCCCCCCUCGGUCCCCACGCCCGUUGUCACCACGCUGGGACCCGGUGUCACCCCUCCAGGUCUCCCCCCGCCCGGCUCGUUCCCCCCGCCGGUGCCGCCCCCCGGGGCGCUGCCCCCCGGCCUGCCGCCCGCCAUGCCCCCCCCGCCCAUGCCGCCCGGGGCCGGCGCCCCCGGCCCCCCCACGGGCGCUGCGCCCGCCGGGGCCCACCCCCCGCACCCGCACGCCUUCCCCCCGGGCGGCAUGCACCACCCAGGAAUGCCGCCCAUGCAGGUGCACCACGGCCCGCCGGGGAUGGGCCAGCACCACCCAGGACCACCCGGCUCCGCGGGACAGCCGCCCCCGCGCCCCCCGCCCGGAAUGCCGCACCCCGGACCCCCGCCCAUGGGGAUGCCGCCCCGAGGACCCCAUUUCGGGUCGCCCAUGGGUCACCCGGGCCCCAUGCCGCACCACGGGAUGCGCGGCCCCCCUCCGCUGAUGCCCCCGCACGGCUACAACGGGCCCCCCCGGCCCCCACCCUACGGCUACCAGCGCGUCCCGCUGCCCCCCCGGCCCGCGCAGAGACCCCCCGGGGUGCCGCCCCGCGGCCCCUUGCGGGGCCCCCUCCCCUAGACGUGGGGCCAGCAGAGCCCCCUCCCUGUCGCUGUCCCCAAACUUUCCUGUCCCCUCAGACCAUCAUCCCCACACCCACCGGGGGCCGGUGGGUCCAUCCCUGUCACCCCCAACUCUGCGUUUCCCCCUCCCCACCUUUCCCCCCUUCUCUUUUUAUAACAUUCCUUCUCAUGACUCUCCCCCUCCUCCCCCAUUCAGUCUCAGCCUGGAAGGUUUUCCAAGGUCCCGUUACCGGUGGUUUUUAUUCCUCUGUAAAGCAGGGCUCUCCCUUUUACAAAUAAAGCCUUUUAAGCGCG